AUGGCUUCCUUCGUAGACAGCAUCGAGUACAAGCUCGAGAACAUCCCAGCGACAGCUGUUGCUUCGGAUGAGAUUGACAAGACAUUCCGCUCUAGCAGCAUUGAUCUGAUUUCUGGGACAUUGGGCGGUAAGAUCCUUGCCUUCUCUGAUCAAUGGUUCGCCGAAGCCGCCAACCUGCUGACCCCCACUGCCCCCAUCCGGCAGCCGGGCAAGAUGGUCUUCACGGGUGCCUGGUACGACGGUUGGGAGACCAGACGCCACAACCAGGAGCCCUUCGACUGGGUCAUUGUCCGCCUCGGCGUCGCCUCCGGUACCGUCGAGGGUGUUGAGGUCGACACUGCCUUCUUCUCCGGCAACCACGCCCCGGCCAUCUCCGUCGAGGGCUGCUUCAGCGACAACGACGAAGAGGUUGUCUCGUGGAAGGACGGGCGGGGUAAGUGGGAGACGGUCCUCGGGAUCCAGGAGUGCGGCCCGUCGCAGCGUUUCGGGUGGAAGCUCGCUGAACCUACCAAGAAGCAGUACACGCACGUGAGGCUCAACAUGUACCCGGACGGCGGCAUCGCCAGGUUCCGGCUCUUUGGCCACGCAGUCCCCGUCUUCCCUGAAGACAAGGAGGCCAUCUUCGACCUGGCGGCCGCUCAGAACGGCGGGGUUGCCAUCUCCUGCAGCGACCAGCAUUUCGGUACCAAGGAUAACCUGCUCCUGCCUGGACGUGGCAAGGAUAUGGGCGACGGGUGGGAGACGGCUCGGUCACGCGGCCCUGGCCAUGUUGACUGGACUAUUAUCAAGCUCGGCGCACCUGGGUAUAUCCAAGAACUUGUCGUCGACACUGCGCAUUUCAGGGGCAACUUUCCUCAAAAGGUGGCCGUCCAGGGUAUUGAAUGGAAGGGAGAAGGAGAGCCGGACGAUAAGUCAUCAGGAUGGGUAGAGUUGGUGGCUCCAAGCAAGACGGGUCCCGAUCAGGAACACAAGUUUGCGAGCAGCGCCAAGGAAGCCCCCUUCACACAUAUCAAGCUCAUCAUGAUUCCCGAUGGCGUUCUGGCUCCUCCUCUAGGUCCAUCAUUAGAGGAGCUCAACAUUAAACGGACUUGGAAUUCGCAACAGCUAGAUCUACAGCCUCUUCGAGACACACUGGCUAUUCGAAGGCCCUCCGUUUCUCUUUCAACGAUCUCUGACAACGCAUAUAAGGAAUUCCAGAAGAAUUUAAAAGCAGCGAAAAAUGGCGAGGAAUUUGGGCAUUGCCUUAUUCCUACCCUGAUGGGUAGUGAGUACCCGAGAAACCUCUUCGCCCUUCAUGCACCAUUCGUGAACCUUCAUCCUUUUGGAUACAACAUACCAGCAGCCCAGCCGGAUUUAUACUGCGGAGAGCACCCACGUGAGAGCCUUCACAGGCCAAUUCGUGAAGCUCUCGCCAAGCGCAUAGCCCCAUCACUGUCGCAGGCGAUGCCGAUAAUCCCAAACUUCUUCUUUGAAUACGAAGAUCCGGUUAUUGCUGAGAGAGGUGUGAAGUCCCGAGCUCAGUAUGAUGGGGCUAUUGGAUCUCGUGCCAUCCACAGUAUACAAAAUUAUGGAAACGAAGAGCUACAAUAUGACGAUCAGCCCUACACCUUCUCGGCAACAUAUGACGAGGGCAUUCUUACGCUCUAUGCUCACCACGUCACGGGACCUUCUAGCGAGGGUGAAUUGCCCCAGUUUCAUAUGAAUCUAAUCCGGCAUAUUCACAUCUUGGACAGUCGCGAAUCACUCAUCGAAGGCAUAACAGCCUUUAGGAAUGCUAGGGAUGAGGCUAAAAAACAUCGAGAUCGUUUCAUUGCGGCUGCGAACAGUAAAGGAUCCGGCCAGCAGGAACAGGCAGAUAUCCAGGGAAACCAGUUUCUCAACGCACUCCAACAUCACAAUCCCAGUAGUGAUCCCGUUCGUCAGAUGGCGGAGUUCGUUCAACAGGCCUACCCACAACCUGCUGCCGCCAACGCGGCUCCUUUACUUCAGGUGGCACAGCCUUUCCAGGGCAUGCUUCAACCACCUGCUAUCGCCAGUGCUGCCCUUUUUCACCCGGCAACCCAGGCUUUUCACACCAUGCUUCAACCACCUGUUAUCGCCAGUGCUGCCCUUUUUCACCCGGCAACCCAGGCUUUUCACACCAUGCCUCAACCAACUGCUGCAAUUAGCGGCGACCCUCUUCACCCUGGACCGGAAAGCGGACAGCACUUGGACAAAGGGCCGACACCCAUGCUACUAGCUCUUCCUCCAGCAACGAGCACGCCCCAGAGAGCUGUACCGGGCCAAACUGCCACACGGCGUAAACGUCCAGGUCCUUCCCAGGAUGCACCCUCUCAGCCGUCUGGUAAAAAGACGCGAACAGGUCGAAACCCGGCACCUGCCCCUCCUCCCAUCAUGGACGCCGAAGACUCCAAUAUCGAGUUUGGCAGACCUCAGCGGAAGUCUGUCAUUCUGCCUCCGGACCUUCCCAAAUCCCUAGACGACAGGCGGCAUGCUCCAAUCGAUACUCUUAUCCCCGAGACCGAGAUGUACGAUGGCUGGCAAGGCGAGUCUCAAUUCCUCACAACGCCGGCCGUAGCGAAGCCGCUCAACUUCGCGAGUCUAUCCCUCGAUGAGCCGGCAUUCGACAACGAUGGCCCCAAAGAUAGCGACACCCGGCUCAUGGAGAUGCUGGCUGCCCAAGCCGCCCACUCGUCGGGGCCGGAUCUUCAGGAUGAGCAAGCCAUCGCCAACGAUGACAAGAUGUCGGACGAGCAGAAACGGGCCACGCUGCAAAAACUGUUAAAUAUGGCCGCUAGCAAUGGCGACGUCGACAAGGUGCAGAAACUCCUCGAUGGCAGCGCGAAGCCGUACAUUGACGUCAACGCAUCGGACGAGGAUGGCACCCCGCCGCUGAUCUAUGCUAGCUGUUUUGGCCAUGAGCCAGUUGUUCAAACUCUCGUUCUAGGCGGCGCAGACGUCAAUAAGCAGGAUCGCAACCAGUGGAGCCCUCUCAUGUGGGCAAUGACGAAUCGCCAUAAAGGAAUUGCAAAGCUGCUUUUGGAUAACGGCGCAUCCUCUGACCAAAAGACAUCAUCUGGGAGGACAGCUGCCGACUUCGUCCCUCCCGAUAGCGAGAUGUCCACCUAUCUACACACAGCCGGCUACACGAUUGGUAGCGCCGGCGUGGUGGAUGACUUCUACAGCCCAGGUCUCUCUCAGGACCGAUUUGAGGAAGAAAUAAUGGAAAAUGAAAUGCGAAGAAGGCUGAUGAUGGAGAGCGCCAGAGAUCUAGAGGUCGAUCUUGGUAACGUCGGAAUGGAUGAUCAACCAGAGUCUGCCGAUGAGUUCGAGGAGGAACAACAAGAGUUCGAUUGGAGCCGAUGUUUACACGAUCAGAUGUUCGUCUUCCAGGAACACGAGCUGGACCGGAUAUUGGAUAUUGUUAUCACACAUAUGACGCCACAACGAUCGCCAACUCAGAAGCCCGUACCCGCCAAUAUGAUUUUCCUCAGCGCUCGAUAUGCACAUUACCACUCAAGUGCAGAGCUCCUGGAGCGGCUCCUUAUAACAGCCAUGGACCGUAUUAAUGAUGUUGUGGAAAGAUACCAAUGGGAUAUGACGAUACUCGCAUUCUGGCUAUCUAACGCCACGCUGCUUUUACAUUACUUAAAGAAGGAUGCCGGGCUUGUUGAGGCUACGUCCGAGUUCCAAGCCCACUUGGCUGAACUGAUUAACGAAAUAUUUAUUCUCAUUGUUCGAGAUGCAGAGAGACGACUGGACAAGGUCCUGGAUGUGGCAAUGCUCGACCACGAAAUCAUCCCUGGUUUCGAGGAUAUUCAGUUUCAGAACGAGUGGAAGAUUUUCAAACGAAAACCUACAGUGAAAGAGGAACCGCUGGAGAAACGGUUUCGACCGCCGUCCCCGAAGCAAAGAGCAAAGCCCGCUCCUCGAAAUGUCACAUCACUCCUCUCAUCCACGUUGUUUGUCCUAGAUCUUUACGACGUCCACUCAGUGAUCACGUCGCAGAUCAUUUCUCAGCUCAUCUAUUGGAUUGGGGCCGAACUUUUCAACAGGAUCAUGUCAAACAGAAAGUAUCUGGCGAGGACAAAGGCGAUGCAAAUUCGGAUGAACAUCUCUAUUUUGGAAGACUGGGCCCGAACGAACAACCGACAAGCUGAGCAUUACGAAGCCGGUGAGAUGAAAUCUUCAGGGGAGACGACUGCGGAUGCCGCCAGGCACCACCUUGCUCCUGUUAUUCAGAUGCUCCAGUGGAUUCAAUGUUUCUCUUCACUGGCGUCAAACGAUUUGGAGGCUCUCGUGGGCACUCUCCAACAACUCAAGCGGCUCACCCCACAACAACUCAUACAUGCAGCUUCACAUUACAGACUCGAAGUUGGCGAAAAGGGUCUGACGAAGAGCGCACUAAAGUAUUUACAGGCCAUUCAGAAGGAGGCGGCUCUUAAGCGGGACCGAAGACGUAGCAGAGCUACAUCGCUAGUAUCAGCACCGGACAGCAGUCCGGCAACUCCUGUGAAGAGGAAUCAGGCACAAGGAAACGGGGCAGAUACGCCAAGCGUGCAAGGCACACCCAAUGCCAAGGGCACAGAUGGGGCGGACGAGGAUUACGAUGAUGCGCCAGAAAAUCUAUUGCUGGACCCCGCGCUCAUGCUCCCGUUCUCGCUCCCCUCGGUAACGGACAUGCUGAUUUCCUAUGGCGCGGGUUUUGGAGGAGUGAACCGAGAAAGGGAGCGCAAGUACAUCCCCACGGUGCCACCUGAGUUUCUCGAGAAGCUAGAAUUGAACGGCGGUCGGAAAGGGCGGCCCAUGUUUGGAGAAAAGGAUUGGGAGAACGAGGAAGUAUGA
Molecule: messenger RNA, 4845 nt
Organism: Clonostachys rhizophaga
Lineage: Eukaryota; Fungi; Ascomycota; Sordariomycetes; Hypocreales; Bionectriaceae
Source: the annotation of a GenBank genome assembly